UUUCGAACUGAAUUUCAUUAUUUGAAAAUAUCCAACGUCUUAUAUGACAAAUAAGAGAAACAAAUAAAAGUAAGGAUUAAAGUAUUAAUAGGAUGACUUAUAUAAGUGUGAUCGCUAAUAUAAUCUGGUUUAUGAGGCCUAGAUGCGGAUGAGAAAAUAGCCGAGAAUAUUUUUUGCUAGAAACUGUUCUGCAAAUCACUUUGCUGGAAAAUCAGAAAUGCAUUGUUUCCAUAUCGACUACUUUCCUAAAGAAGAAUAUAGCCCAGAUCCCAAUGAUUCUACUAUGGCAAUACCUUGUAAGUAUUUUACUCUUUCGGGAAUCGCAAUUCUCACUACUGGCUUGUUCAUCUUGGCAGGUAUGGUAAUCUACAUCUCAACUUUCAAAUCCGAAGUAGGAAACAAACUGAGACCUAAAUCUUCUUUCCAAGGUCCAUUGUUUAUAUAUCAUUACGGUUAUUCCUUUCAAUUGGCAGUUGCAGCUUUGAUGAUGUGCGAACUCGCCGGAACUUUUGCAAUCUUUCUCUAUAUACAUUGGUACAAAGAAGAUAAUAAGAAACAAAUGGAACGUCAAAAAUUUAGCGACUUCACACCAGUCUCGGAUCAUACUCAUUGUCAACGUCAUUGGGAUAAACAGAACAAUUAUAGACCCAGGGAAAGCAACCACGACAUGUCACCCAAGCCAUCUACAAGCAGAGGGCGUCGGAAUACAAACGUUGGACUCCCCCAUUCAGAAUCGAUGAGAGACUUGGCUUAUUACAGCUUUCCUCCAUUUUCUAGAGACACUACAUGCAACACGGUGUCCACAGCAGCAGACAGAGAAUAUUCUCGCGAAUUCUCCUUCGAAACCCUGCGAAGAACAACACCUGUCUGAAACAAUACGAUGUGCCUGGACCAACGGUUACAUAAAAAAAAAAAAAUAAUAAUAUAAAAAAAUAAUAAAUAGCAUUAAAAAAAAUCGAAACAUUUUCCUCAUAUCAGUGUUAGGGACAACAGGAAAAAAAAUCUACAAGUCUUCCCAGAAAAGAGUCUUCAGAAUUGACACAGUCAUAUGGGAAAGACAUAAAAAAAUAAAAAUAAAAAUAAAUGCUCAUAGACACUAAAACAAUUCAUGCAUCCUAUUACUUCCCCUUUUAUUCUACAAUUUCUACAGGAACUUCAGUUAGUCUGUAGUUAAGUCAUAGUGGAUAAAUAAGCAACGUAGCUGGAUUGCUCACUAAAGUCCUCCCCGUGCCUUCUGCA
Molecule: messenger RNA, 1239 nt
Organism: Centruroides sculpturatus (bark scorpion)
Lineage: Eukaryota; Metazoa; Arthropoda; Arachnida; Scorpiones; Buthidae
Exons: 5
Coding region: 218-871 (217 amino acids)
Biological process (GO): neurotransmitter receptor transport, postsynaptic endosome to lysosome; positive regulation of synaptic transmission, glutamatergic; regulation of AMPA receptor activity
Cellular component (GO): postsynaptic density membrane; AMPA glutamate receptor complex
Molecular function (GO): channel regulator activity; voltage-gated calcium channel activity
Source: RefSeq, a predicted model, not a curated record